Messenger RNA from Protopterus annectens (West African lungfish), 1826 nucleotides. RefSeq names its product chromosome chr9.part0 C6orf136 homolog (gene CCHR9.PART0H6orf136). The record is from RefSeq and is a predicted model, not a curated record. Lineage: Eukaryota; Metazoa; Chordata; Ceratodontiformes; Protopteridae.
GAAGUGCUGAGCCCUCCCUGUAUCCGUUUAUUGGUGUUUAGUACCAUAAUGACUCAGAAGUGCUGCGCUUUUAAUCAAAUACGGUAACACGGACUGUUACUGAAAGAGGAGGUUUCUGGAAAAGCGACAGGAUGUAACCAGAGCAAUCUUUUUACAAAGGAAAUGUGUUGAACAGCCUUCAUUUCCUUCUCGUCUGUACAAGAAUAAUCUCCAUUUCCUAGAGUGAUUUUAUUUUUGCUUUAUGGUCUUGAUCUUCAGCGUGUGGAUGGAAACCCUUUAAUUGUACUAAGAUGAAAAGACUGCAUCCUGCUAUUCUCAAUAGUGGUUGAAGAGGAUUAAAAGAAGUAAUUUUGGAUUUCAUAAAUUUGUCCAGUCUUGUUUGUGUGAAUAGCUGAUUUUUUUUUUUUUUUUGCCUCCAUCUCUGCAUAUUGAUUGCAUAUUCAUAAACAAAGAAACCAAUGGCUGCUUCCAUGUACCGGCAAAGUGUAGCCCUGCGAGGUUUUGCAGGGAGUUUAAAUGGCUGUAGUGCAGCUGUUGAAGGCACGUUUGGACGAAAUACUGGGCAUAUCUGUAAAGGAAAGAAUGGAGAGGCUUAUUAUAGCCAGGCAAAAGAGAGAUCAGAAGCUUGCAGCAGUGCUGUUGUACACAAGAUCACCAGUGCCCCUUGGGUGAACACUCCACUAAGUUAUAUCAGCUGUUUAACAUCAAGACACUCUGACAGCUGCACUUCUAGGACAGAAGUUGCAACAGCAAAAAAACUUGCAGCCACUUACACACCACCGCAGUUGGAAUCUGUAGAUCCACAAUGUCGAUCCCACUGCAGCCUACAAGAGGUGCGAAUGAUGAACACAGAUAUUCAGGUUCAGUCCAUUAAGUAUGUCCCUGAUGAGAAGAUAAGUGUACAUCUUCUAUUCAGCAACCUGGACCAGAAGAAAAAUACUGAAGUGGAAAUUUCUUAUUCCCAACUAGAUAAUCUAGAGGCUGUUCUGGUCAACCACAUAAACAAGACUUCGGCAGUGAUCCUUAAGCCUGACCGUUCAUGCAGAAAUGUACUUACUUUGUCUCACAUUGAAAAUAUAGUCAGCUGUGUAACUCCUGUAGAUGACCACAAGGAUGAUACUGUGUUGAAAAACCAGAAGAAAAUUAAACGUACAUCAAGCUCAGACUGGUUAACUGCUUUAGAAUUGAGGAAUAGUGCACUGCCUUGCCAUACAAAUGGAAGAGUGGAGUCCUGUGUAUGGGACAUGAAUGGGGGCCACCUGGAUUCAUUCCACAGUCUAUUUGAGACAGAGCUGUGUAGAAUGCCAUACCAUACAGAUUUUUAUUGUUCAGGUUCUGCACCCCAUUUGAGUGAUAGCCUCCUCUUUAAUGCCAGCAACACCUUGAAAAGUUCAAAAGGGACCAAGAAGAAUGAGCCCAGCAUGGAGGAACAUUUGGCUGUGAUGUAUGAGAAACUUAGGAUAGAGCUGCCCAAUUUCUUCCUGAAGACUCAUAAUUAUGACAUUUACUCGCAGGAUGUGGAGUUCAUCAAUGGCUUUCUACACAUGAAAACAAGAGGAAGAGUUAUGUACCAGUUUGCAUUAACUCUUAGCCGCUUCCUUGCAUGGAAUUACUUCAUUGACAUCAAGAUGGAAGUGCUAAAGCUGACUCAGCAUUCAGAAAACUGGACAAUCCAAGCCCGUUGGAGAAUUACUGGGCUUCCUUUUCAUGUCCUGUUGUUGCGCUUUUACAAGCGUGAUAGGACUGAACUAUACAGAAUGUAUGAUGCCUACUCCACUUUCUUCCUGGGCUCAGAUGGACUGAUACACUGUCACAAGGUGGAUAGG